Messenger RNA from Phoenix dactylifera (date palm), 1888 nucleotides. The record is from RefSeq and is a predicted model, not a curated record. Lineage: Eukaryota; Viridiplantae; Streptophyta; Magnoliopsida; Arecales; Arecaceae.
AUAUUAAUUACUGUUGUGUAUAACUGAUUCCAUAAUCCUUGUAAUAAAAAAGCUGGAUUCCAAAAAAAAAACAGUUUUUUAGUAAAUAGGUGAAUAAGCUUGGCAUUGUGAUAUUUAGGAUUCUCAAAAAUUGUUUAGACCUGAUCCAGAUGCAUGCUAACAAUUUACAACUGUUUCACUAGAGCGCUGUUUAAGAUUGAGAUGGAGGGGAUUUCUACUCUAUUGAUCUCUUUUUCCCACUUCUGUAGAUUUGAACUCAUUUUCUACUCUAUUCAUCUCUUUUUCCCACUUCUGUAGAUUUGAACUCAUUUUCAUAAGAUCAGAGGGGAUUUCUCCUCUAUUUGAUCUGAUCGUUCGCUUUGCUUUUGUUUCAACAAAUUUUACUUUUUUGUUCCUCCAAGCUCUGCCGAUCAUAUUGUAGAUUUACAUUGCAAUGAUGGAUUUGAAGGAAAAUAACAAGUUUCUGGAUGCUGGGCUUCUAUUUCUGGCGACCAUUGUCUCUGUGCUGAGAUUGGCAUAAGGUGUGCUAUGUGGAUUAGUUUGUUUUACUUUUUUUUGUUUGCUAUAUUGUGCUUUUUUCUAUAAUCUGGUGUUAUAGUUCUUCAACCAUAUAUUAGGCUACAUAUGCUUAAUAUGCUUGUUUGUGUUAAACAAUUUAUGUAAACAGUUUUGUGUAUAUAGUUUAUAUGUAAACAAUUUCUAUGUUAAAUAGGUUAACUGUUUUAGUGGUUAACCAUGUUUUAUGCAAAAGCCUAUAUGUUAAAGAGGUUAUCCAGGUAUCAUUAUUAUCUAUUGGAUCUGACCUAAUAUGACCUAUCUAUUAAAUAGGUUAAGCAGGUCAGGUCAGGAUGCCUGCCUAAUAAAUAUGAUAGACUCAGCUAUCAAAUUCUGACCAAUUUAAUAAAUAGGCUAGGUUUAGGUUUAGAAUUUUUUUGAUCUGGUCCGCAUCUUACCCUAUCCAUAUACAAUCUGACCAACAUGAUUGCCGCCCCUAAAUGGAUGUUGCUUAAUGUGUGUAGAAUCACCUAGAGAGAGUGAAGUAAGGAAUCUAUAACCCCAGAUGUAUCUGUACUUUAUGAGAUCAUGGGAAGGAUUAUCUAGACCUUCUGCAUCUCUUCCAUGUUCACAUGCGGAGCUAAAAGCAGUUCCUUAGAGCUCAUCAAACUAUCAAAGUAUAAAAGUGAAGUGUGACCAUUGCCUCAAAAGCUACCCUUCACAUUAUUUCUAUUGUUUCCCCCUUGGCUUUCUUAUCCCUUAAGCAUAGCAGGCAUUCCUUCCCUCUCCAAAUCCUUGUCACAACCACCUAUAUAUCCCACCUCACCAAUGAAAAAAUAAUCUUCUUCCCCUUCAAGCUUAGAGAGAGAGAGAGAGAGAGAGAUGUCUACGGAUUGGGGGCCAGUGAUCGUUGCGGUGAUCCUCUUCAUCCUUCUUUCUCCAGGCCUCCUGUUCCAGCUGCCGGCAAGGGCAAGGGUGGUAGAGUUUGGGAAUAUGAGCACCAGUGGGAUCUCAAUUCUGGUUCAUAGCAUUCUAUUCUUUUGUCUGCUAACCAUCCUGGUCAUUGCGAUUGGUAUACAUAUGCAUGCUUCUUGAUCCAAGAUGGGCAAGAGUUCACCACCGUCUUGGUCCAGAUUUUUUUUUUUUUUUUUUGGUUCUCGUGUUUACGAUGGUUUAUAGAGCAUUUGGUGUUUUAAUUAAAGUUAAGGCUUCCAUUUUAAAAUGCAUUUACUUGCAUUCACAAGUUUCUAGUAGUCUGUCAUUGUAGUUGAAGAAUUGUUGAACACUUGAUGCCAAAUACCUCAUCAAAUUCUUAUUUGUUGUCAACAGGAUUUGAGAGUGGACUCAAAAUACCCCCUCCAAGUUUAAGAAAUGCUAUGUCUCCUUUUAACUA